Onychostoma macrolepis is the source of this 4684-nucleotide messenger RNA. RefSeq lists its product as uncharacterized. Lineage: Eukaryota; Metazoa; Chordata; Actinopteri; Cypriniformes; Cyprinidae. Bases 1684 to 2658 code for a protein of 324 amino acids. Gene Ontology annotation, molecular function: catalytic activity. The transcript has 2 exons. The record is from RefSeq and is a predicted model, not a curated record.
AACCAAGUUAUCUUUUACACUAAUACUGUCAAAACACACAAGGUUUAUGUAUAGACUCCGUUGGCUAUGUCUAAAAUGAAAGUAAACAGCUGAGAGAAAACGGAUGCGUGCCUCUGUAUAGAUGCGUGCAGGUCUUAAAGGGACAGUACUAAACAUGCUGCCGACUGUCAGCCUUCGGUCAUUUCUGACCGGAGAAUUUUAGAUUUAGAAUUUUUAAAAAUCGUAGCUUCACCAGAAUGGUACGAAACUCGUUGUGAACACACAAAAAAAUUGAGAGCAUGAUUCGAAAAAGUUAAGUGGUCGUAAAAAAAAUAAGAGUCACACUCAUCCUCUUCGGUCAAAAACGACCGACCAUAGGAAAUGAAUGGGAAAAAAUUAAAAAGUACAGAAAUUUUUUGUGUGUACAAUCUACAAAUCCCCAACAAUGCAGAAAAACAUUGCACAGCAAUGAAGGGGUGAAACUCUAAAACAUCUAGAGUGCAAAAUCAACACAUCCACUCAUACACACGAGCACACACACACGUACACACACACACCCCCCAAUGAACUGGUGUGCCUGUAACACAGCAACUAUGUAAAAUAAAAUCAAUAAUUCAACUACAUUGCAGUUAAAAAGUGAACAACAAGGAAUGGGUUAUACUCUAAAAAAGUGUUACGUUCCCAUUCUAUGAUUAGUCUAGGGGGUUUAAAGAAUACAUAACAAAAUGAAAGGAAAAUCCACAUGGAGCCUCUCAUCCCAGUCCCAGCCCUAAAGAACACUGCCAACCACUAAAAGAUCUACUACAAAUUUGAUUUAUUACAUAAAAGAACCACAGAAACAAAGCAAAUAGGCUUCAGGAGGGGGCAAGGCCAAAAUAACAAACAAAACAGAAUCUUACUCAAUUUUAAACCUAACUUACCUAACACAGGGAAAAAUAAAGUUAACAAAAAGACAAUAGCACUUCCUUAACUACCUAACUUACCCAAAAACAGAGGCAAAAAGAUUGACAAAAGAAAAUGGCACCCACCACCCUACAAAUUAUAAAAUAAACAAUUUAACAAGUAUUAAAUGAAGAACUAUCAAAAAGUCAGCAUUAUUAUGAGCUAGAUUUAACAAUCUAGGCGGGAGCACAGCAACAGUAUGCUAACUUAAACUAUAGCACAGAUUGACUUUAAGUAUCAACUAACAAACAACUAGCAACACUUGUCUGGGGCUGCAGAGAAGGUCCAUGUGGAGAGAGAGAGAGAGAGAGAGAGAAGCUUUUUCCCAGAAGCUAAAAUAACCUUGUCCACGUUACUGCCACUGAGUGAUGUGCCUAUUCACGUGAUCCAUGGAAACAAUGUAGAACUUUCCAGAACCUGUGCAUUCAUUCCCAGUGUUCACCUGGCUUACCAUAAAGACAUUCGGCCCCAUCAUAUGUAUGACUACAUACACCUCAACAAGAAAGGAGUACAACUUUUCGCAAGAGUGCUGAAAAGCACGGCAUUUGGUAAAACAGUAAACAGCAGAAACCUACACAGCAAGAGCAGCUCCCAACCACAAAGAAACGUCCAUCCUACUCCAAGAACCAGACAGGACUCGACCCCUGGAGCGCCAUCACAGAGCUACGCCGCAGCAGCCCAACAACCACAGAACCCUGCAGCCGCCGAACUCAAUCAGAUAAGACACCUGCUCAACAUCAUCUGCUCCAAACUUAUCAAGUAAUGUACAAGAGUAAUACACACACACACUUAAUGACUCUGUCAAUAUCAAUGUGGAAUAUUCAAGGCUUGAAUUCAAAGGCCUUUGGACUAAAGAGUUCAAACACAGACUUCCAGAAGAGCAUCAAAGAGAUGGAUAUUAUAAUUCUACAGGAGACAUGGAGCAGGGCAGACGCAAUCACCCACUGCCCACCCAACUACAGAGAAAUCAUCCUACCAUCACAAAAACUCACCACAGUCCGACAGGGAAGAGACUCAGGAGGACAAAUAAUCUGGUACAAAUCAAAAUUCCACAACCACAUCAACACAGUAAAGCAUGGCAAAUACUACGCCUGGCUUAAAAUCCACAAGGAACUGCUCCCAUCCAGAAAAGAUAUAUUCCUAUGUGCCAUAUACAUCCCGCCAUCAGAGUCCCCCUACUACAGCGAAGACAUGUUCUCCACUUUAGAGGAAGAGACAAACCACUUCCAGGCCCAGGGAAACGUGCUCAUCUGCGGGGACCUGAACGCAAGAACAGGACUACAGCCCGACUUCACCGAUGCACGAGGGAGCAAAUAUAUCAACAACAAACUGACUGCUAUUAAUAACACAUUCUCCCAUAUCCACAGAAAUAACCAUGAUAAUAUAGUAAAUAAGAAUGGAAAAGUCCUCCUGCAGCUCUGUCGAAGCCUGGGUCUGAAUAUCAUCAAUGGUAGGUUACGAGGAGACACUUUAGGGAGAUUCACAUUUUGCUCACCUCUUGGGAAUAGCACAGUUGAUUAUAUGAUAACAGACAUAGAUCCUUUAGACAUAGACAAUGUGCCACUUUUGUUUUGUACUUCUGUUUAUCCUUGUUUUUGGUUCGUGAGGGAAUUGAGGAAUGCUUUGGUUGUUUAUUUCUCUUCUUUUACCUGGUUAGGUUAUUUAGUUAUUAAAAUUUUGUUCAUUAGCACUAUAAUGUACAUUUUGUUGAACAUAUAUUGCAUAGAGUAUACAUAAAAUUAAUUAAUUAUAAGGUUUUUGAAGUAUGUUGUCCCCUUCAAUAUUUUCAGUAAUGUAAUUUUUUUUUUUUUUUUUUGUAAGUGGAAUUAAACCUGGUAUUGCCCAAAGCAAACACAGAGACACUAAAUAAAAUUAAUUUCAAGAAUAUUUGCUUGAUUUAUGUUGUCAUUGCAUUUGCUGUGGCACAUAAUAUUAAGUUUAAAAUUAUAUCGAUAGUAAAAAUUUUAUUACAUUUUAUAGUAUGAAAUUAUGCCCCACCACUUUUGGAGUAGUUGUUACGAACGGAACUCCGGCGUUACCUUCUUCUCGCCACCAGAAGGAACUGUCGCCUGAAUUUUGAUCACACUUUGCCCAGACUUGUUUGUGUGUGGGUUUUUUUGUUUUUGUUUUUGUGCGCAAUGUAAUGUGCUAUUGUGAUGAGUUUAUGAUCUUUUUCAUUUACUGCUUUGUUGGUCUGGUGCCAUUCAAGGCACUGCUAUCUGCUUCUGCUGCAUCUUGUGCCAUUUAGGAGACCUGAGUACUGGAGUCACUACAUCCAGUUUCUGAGCCAGUGAGGACUCGGUGUGGAGCAGGGGAGGCUAGCCGCUUUCCGUCAGUCAGUCAUAUUUAUUUAUAAAGCACAUUUAAAAACAACAGCUGUUGGCCAAAGUGCUGUACAAAAUUAAAACAUACCAAAAUACAAAUGUAAUCACCGCAACCGAUAGUACACUACAGUUAUGCCACUGUGCUUACUUGUGACCAUAUGCAACAGUAAAUAAGUACGUUUUAAGAAGAGACUUAAAAUCAGCGUAUGUUGGAGCAGAUCUUGUAUAAGAUGGCAAAUUGUUCCAAAGCUGUGGAGCAGCCACUGAAAAGGCACGAUCACCUUUCAAGUUCAGGCGUGUCCUUGGAACAGUCAACUGAAGUGAAACAGGAGAUCGGAGAUAUAUGACUGAGCCAGUCCAUGCAAACCCUUAUAUACAAACAGCAAUGUUUUUGGAUACGAUAUUUAACUGGGAGCCAGUGAAGAGAGAUCAGCACUGGUGAAAUGUUCCCUCUUCCUUGUUCCGGUUAACAAUCUAGCGGCAGCAUUUUGAACAAGUUGAAGACGUGACAGUAGGGACUGUGAAACACCCAAGUACAAUACAUUAGAAUAAUCUAAUCUGGAUGAGAUAAAAGCAUGUAUUACAGACUCCAUGUCUCUUAAUGUUAAGAAUGACUUCAUCUUUGCGAUUUAUUCUUUAACUGAUAAAAACAACUUCUAACCACAGCACUUCGGUGGUGUGUGCUUCAGUGUGGGUGUGAGGUGUUUGAUGUGGUGUGAAUUUAGGUGGGCUCAGACGACCUGCCCUGUUCCCGCUAAGCCUGGCCCUGGAGAAUUAUUUUAAUAAUCUGGUGGUGUGUUUCCUGGGAGAGAGAACUUUAUUGAUGCUCUUAUAAUAAAGUGUAUUUUUGUAUUGAUACUCGCGUCUCACUACAUCUUAUUCCUUUGCCCUCAAUUGGUAAAACUUAUGCCGAGUUCACACUGCAUGAUUUUCAAACUCGUCGGAUCGCUGUUGUUUUCACACUGCGUGACUAUCUGGGGUAGCAUUCAGUCGCUGCUGUGUUCACAUUGCACGAUGGAUCGCCGACAACUCUGUCUGAUCCCCAAACUACGUUUCACACAAAAACACGUGCAAGAAGUGAUAAGGAAAUAACGCGAGAACCUGCGUGCAUCAGCCUGUUGUUCUCGAGUGACUGAAUUAUUUAAUAAAAUAUAGCCUGCAAAUUGUCUGUGCGCUGAUUUCCAGCUUCAAGGAGAAAAAGAAAAACAGAUUAUGCAGGAGGGAGAUGCAGGGAACAGGGAUUGUGUUCUGCAAAGAGGUGGAGGUAAAUAAUAAUUUAGCAGUAACUGUUAUGCUGAUGUUGCGGCUGGUCAAGCAAAUGUUUGUGCUUGUUUCUGUAUGAUAUAAUUGUACAUAUGUAUUAAAAUACUGACAUUCUGGUCUAUAACUCCUCCCCGAACUUCCCUCUGCCCUGUAUCUUUGUCUCUCAUUGGCUGAAG